Molecule: messenger RNA, 1266 nt
Organism: Cyanistes caeruleus (blue tit)
Lineage: Eukaryota; Metazoa; Chordata; Aves; Passeriformes; Paridae
Source: RefSeq, a predicted model, not a curated record
AUGCCGUCCCGGCCCCGCAGGACCUUCAUGCGCGAUGCCGAGGCCAUCGCCUGCAGCCGGCGCAUGAACAGCCUGACCCUGAACCGGCACACGGAGAUCCUGGAGAUCCUGGAGAUCCCGCAGCUCAUGGACACCUGUGUCCGUAAUGGCUACUACGAGGAGGCGCUGGAGCUCACGGCCUACGUGCGCAGGCUGGAGAGGAAGCACAGCAGCAUCCCCGUUAUCCAGGGCAUCGUGGAGGAGGUGCGCCAGUCAGCCCAGCUGAUGCUGAACCAGCUCAUCCAGCAGCUGCGCACCAACAUCCCUCUGCCCGCCUGCCUGCGCGUCAUCGGCUUCCUGCGCCGCAUGGACGUGCUCACCGAGGCCGAGCUGCGCGUCAAGUUCCUGCAGGCGCGGGACGCCUGGCUGCGCUCCAUCCAGGCCUCCAUCCCCGACCACGACCCCUACGUGCACAUCACCAAGACCAUCGAGGCCUGCCGCGUGCACCUGUUCGACAUCGUCACCCAGUACCGCGCCAUCUUCUCUGACGAGGAGCCGCUGGUGCCGGCCGAGGCGCCCGGCGAGGGGGCCAUCUUCCACGGCUGGGUGCUGCAGAAGGUCUCCGAGUUCCUGCGGACGCUGCAGCGCGACCUGGAGCACGGGGUGGGCGGCCGGCUGGACUCGCUGCUGGGGCAGUGCAUGUACUUCGGGCUGUCCUUCAGCAGGGUGGGCGUGGAUUUCCGUGGGCAGCUGGCCCCCCUCUUCCAGCGCGUGGCUGCCGAGGCCUUCAGGAAGGCGGUGGAGGAGGCGGUGGAGAAAUUCCGGGAGGAGAUGAAUUCCUACACGCUGAUCUCGGCGCCAGCCGUGCUGGGGGGCGGUGCAGGAGUGCCGGUGCCCACAGCCCAGCCUGGCACGCUGCAGCCCCCCAUGGUGCUGCUGGAUUUCCCACCCCUUGCCUGUUUCCUCAAUGGGCUCCUCGUUGCUUUCAAUGACCUGCGGCUCUGCUGCCCCAUCGCCCUGGCACAGGACGUCACAGCCUGCCUGGACAGUGCCCUUGGUGAGGUGACCAAAACCAUCCUGGCCUUCCACCGUGCUGAGGAGGCGGCUUUCAGCGGGCGGGAGCAGGAGCUCUUUACCCAGUUUUGCACAGCCUUCCUGGAGGACCUGCUGCCCUACCUGAACCGCUGCCUCCAGGUGCUUUUCCCUCCAGCACAGAUCGCACAGGCACUGGGUGAGAUCUCGGGUUUGGUUUUCGUUGCAGGGGGUUUCCCUUCUCCCUGGCACUGA